AUGUAUACAUCGGCGCAAGCAUCCAAGACAUGCCUUUCCUCCUUCGUUAGUGAAGAACUAAUUGCCAUUCGGAAAACGAAAAUCCUGUCUUCGCGAUGUCUCCUUGCCCUUCACGCUAGCCUGCUCCUUACAUCACACCUCCUCGUCCUCCUUCUCUCCUCCCCUCCCCCUUCGCAAAUUGCUUUGAUCCAAAGGAACAGAGGAGCUAAUGACAACCAGGGCCGAAAUAUUGCCCCAGCAGUUCACCCUAGGGAUGAUGGAAAAAUACCGAGAGAGAGAGAGAGAGAGAGAGAGAGAGAGAGAGAGAGAGUGAGAGACAAUAUACAAGGUAAGAACGAAUCAAGAAAUUUCUCUUUCCAACAACUCAUAUUGUCUUUCCUGCCGCUUAUCUAACGUACAAGAACAAAGAUAUGAAAUGCUAAGGAUAAUAAAACCUGGAACAAAGGGAACUCAGUGCCAGAGGAAAUGCUUCAAGGACUUGGAAAUAAAAUUUUCACUGCUCGGAUCUUAUCAACGGCUCUUUAUGUCCUUGUCAAUAAAUACUUGAAAAAUAAAAUAAAAUAAAUAAAAAAGGGAACCGAUUUAAGGGAGCUACCGUUCUUUAUAGAAUACCUAUCAAUAAAAUUGAAAGAAGGGCGUUUAUUAUCGCAGAAUGCCAUAAUAUUUUCUUAAUUAAAAAAAAAAAACCAAUUCAUUGAAAAAAGCAUUACCUAUUACAAAUCUUACUAUGCUUAUAUUUUUUUAACAAUGAGUAUGAUAAUAGUAUAAAAUGGAUCAAAAACUCAAUCAUAAGAUAAAAAUUUACUUAAUUCUUAACGGGAAAUAAAUAUACUUCAAGCUAUUUCGUUCUGUUUUCAGUCAGGCCAUUCUCCUUUAAAGCUCUUGAUUUUCUUUGUUCGUUUCGGCCGGGAAAUCUAAUCUACCAUCUGUCCCACUCUGGCUCCAGAUAUCGAGCUUUAUCUCCCUGAAACACCGACCUAUGAUUUACCGUCGAAAUGGUUGCACUCAUAAUUCUAUGGUCAUUAUAUAUUCGAAAUCUAUGUAGCACAUAAUUAUUUUCAGAUUCGAAACAAUUUUAUUUUUUUAGACGGUUAAAGUAUACCCAUGCAAAUAAGUCAUCACUAAAAAUUCUUAAAACUGUAAAACUGAAGUCUGUUAUAAAAGAAAAAAACUGGGAUUGAAAAACUUGUUCGAUAAAUUACUUUCGUAUAAUAUAUUUAAGAAGUAUAACAUAUUGAAUUGUUUUAAAUUUGAUUUGACAUGGUUACUCUUUGUAUUCCGCUCAAGAAACCAAAAAUAAAAUAAAAAUUAUUUCGAAGUAAUUUUGAAACUGGAGUUGCUAUCCCAAAACCUAGUAUUUCUAAAAAACUUUCUUACUCAGUUUCUAUAGUUCUAUUAGUAAGAAAUCAAAGUCUAAUAUUUUUAGAACUAGUUCUUAAUACCAGUAUUGCGGCUAAGGAGAGGCGCUGGGAUAUCCUAUAGUCCUUUCUUUCCUUCCACGAAUUGGGUCGGAGUCCUUCUAAGUGAAUGGAUUUUAUAAAUAUUGUAAAAAAGUAUGUCCGUAUUUAAAUAAUCAGUUUGAUUGGUUUAGUUCCUUUUUGUUUGUAUACAUUUACUUUAAAUAUUAUUUAUUGUACUUUGAGUGUGAAUGACCUACUCUAUCAAUAUUACUAAUGUCCUUAAAUGUGACUAAACUUAAUAUUACUCAAUAAAGAAAUGUGUUUUAAAAACAAAUAUUUUUUUGAAACU
Messenger RNA from Nezara viridula (southern green stink bug), 1749 nucleotides. NCBI's taxonomy places the organism in Eukaryota, Metazoa, Arthropoda, Insecta, Hemiptera, Pentatomidae. The record is from the annotation of a GenBank genome assembly.